This is a messenger RNA of Lucilia sericata (common green bottle fly), 3793 nucleotides long. RefSeq names its product benign gonial cell neoplasm protein (gene bgcn). Lineage: Eukaryota; Metazoa; Arthropoda; Insecta; Diptera; Calliphoridae. The transcript has 4 exons. The record is from RefSeq and is a predicted model, not a curated record. Gene Ontology annotation, molecular function: RNA binding; protein binding. Gene Ontology annotation, cellular component: intracellular anatomical structure.
AUGUCGACGCAAGCUUUACAGCUAUAUGUAUCGGAACAGUUAUACAAGUUUUGUUUUGGACAAAGAUGUUGCAUGAAGUUUUUGGGAUUUCUGUUUUCUUUGGAUCGUCAGCAUUUCAUCAAGUCCACCAAUGAUUUGAGUUUAGGAAUGCAGACCUAUGUCUAUGACGGACAGGAGCAUGUGAUUGUGUUUAAGGAUAGUUGUUGUCACGUCUUGAAAGAGCCGACAGGCUUGAAAAUACAAAAGGAAUCUGUGAAGGAUAUGUACGUGUUAAACUGUCGCGACUCUAGUACAGGCCAAGAAGAUAAGAUAAUUUCCGGAUUUAAUAAUCCUCGUAAUACACCUGUGGUACCGCAACAUCGUUUUUCUUUGGGCCCCUUGAAACAAUCGUUAGCGCGUCCCAAUAAUUAUGCCAUGCAGAGCUGUCAAAAUGGUUGCCCUUUCCAACCAUACAAGGAGGCUCUAUUGAAUAGCCUACAAACCAAUCGCGUAGUUAUAGUUAAUGGUGGUCCCAAAUGUGACAAAUCUACCAUACUGCCCAUGUACAUUAUAAAUAGCUGUGCCGAAAAGAAAGUUCAUUGCAAAAUUAUAUGUGUCGAAAGGGAACAUUUGGUGGCCAUCUACAAUAGUGAAAAAGUAGCUGAACGUUUUCAAGAAAAAGUUGGUGAAACCGUAGCUUAUCAAAUACAACUUCAAAGCCGCAUUAGCGAUUCAUCAAAUCUGGUCUAUACAACCUCAUUUUUUCUUUUACGUGUACUAAUGGGGCAAUCGAUAGUGGAUAGUUUUCGUCACAUUUCUCAUGUAGUUGUGGUAGAUGUGCAUCUGCAUGAGGCUUAUGCAGAUCUGCUGUUGCGUGAAUUAAAAGAGGCUCUUUUGUAUCAUCCACACUUAAAGGUCAUACUGCUUUCAAGCUCGCGCAACAAUAUGGAAUUUCUCAAUUACUUUGGCGAGGGUCAAGAAUUAUGUUUGGACAAAACCAACGAUGACGUAGGGAAAAAUAUUGAUGUUUUAUAUCUAGAGGAUAUAUUAGAGUGUUUGCCGGAAACACGUAUUUCUUCUGGUAUAACAAAAGCGUUUUAUGCUCUACCUGUAAAAAACGCCAGAAAUAACAUUAAUAGUAAACAUCUGGACAGAUGUCUGGAGUCUUAUGAGAGAAUGGCAUCUGAUCAGUAUUUUGAGUCAUUUCUCUACAUGGUUAAGGGUGAAUGUUGUAAUAUUAAUUAUCGCCAUUCGGCCACCGGUAGAACUGCCUUAAUCAUAGCUUCUCUCCUUGGCAAAGCGACUCAUAUUAAAACGCUUUUACAACUAAAUGCUGAUCCUUAUAUAAGUGAUAAUCAAAACACAAAUGCUUUAAAGGCGGCCAUAUCUAUGGGUUAUAAAGAAUGUGUCGAUAUCUUGCAAAUGUCACAUUAUGAACAGAGAUUAUCAUCAGUAGAGGGAUUAAAAAAGGACUAUAUUGAUUAUUAUCUUAUUUUAGAUAUUCUACAAAUGAUAAAUUCUAAUAAACGUUGGAAAAAUGGCAACAUAAUUGUAUUUUUACCCUCAUACCAACAUUUAGUAAAACUUAAUUAUGCAAUACUUAAGCAAAAGCUCUUGGGUAAUAUUCCCGAAAAAAUUAUGGUAUUUUUAUUACACAAUUCGAUUGAUAAAACUGAUUUAGAUGCCAUAAUACAAAAAUGGCCCAAUAUGGUAAAAUUAAUCUUAGCCACUGAUAUAGCUGAAAGUCUAAUGUGUUUCGAUGAUAUACAAUAUGUCAUCGAUGCCGCUCGCCAUUAUCGUUGUAUUUAUAAUUAUCGUAGCAUGUGUAAAGAGUACCUUUAUGAAUGGUCACCAAAGGAUAGCAUGGAAAAUCGUUUGUUGCUUUUGUGCCAAGAAACAGGCAAGUGUUAGGUUUAAUUAAGUUAAAUUUUUAAUAACUAUGAAAACGUUUUUCCAGGCGGAGUUUGUUUUCGUUUAAUACCCAAAAGCGUCUAUGGAAAUCUACCGGAUUUUCCUACACCCGAAAUAUUGAAUAUAAAUUUAGAUCGUGUGUGUCUCUCAGUCAAGCUCUUGUCUCCAAAUACCAUGGUGGCAGAAUAUUUACAAGAAACAAUUGUUAAGCCGCCUUUCAUACAAAUUUAUCGGACUGUAGAAAAUUUAAAGAAAAUAAACGUCUUCACAGACCUAGAGGAUAUAACCUGGCUAGGCUGUCGUCUUAUAGAUGUGCCGGUGGAAUGUUAUUUGGGCAAAAUAUUGGUGUUUGCAAUUUUGUUGCAAUGCUUGGAUCCGGUACUAACAAUUGUGGGCUUUAUGUCGACUUUAGAUCCCUUAGAGUUAUCACACUAUAUGAAUCAUUUAAAUGAACCCUUUAGGGAUUUAUUGCGUCAUAAUAUUAAAGAAGAAAAACAACGUUUAUCCGAGGGAAUUCCAUCCGAUCAUUUAAUGUAUUUGCGUCUGUAUCAAGAAUGGCAAAAUAAUUUUAGAAAUGAGGAAAUGUGUUUGGAUUUGAAUGAAUAUCAUUUCAUUUUGAAUGGCCUGUUGGAACAGGUGUGCAAUAUGCGUACUCAAUUGGUUGGCUCUUUGAGAUCAUCACAAUUAAUACAUAGCAAAGGAGAUCUUAGUAUGCAUUAUAUAAAUCUCAAAUCGAAUUGUUGGUCUGUCAUCAAAGCCGCCCUAGUUGGUGGAAUGUAUCCUAAUAUAUGUGUAUUGGAUUCUAAAGUCAAUCGUAUUAAAUCGCCCUGCAAAAGGGAAAUGGUUUUACAUCCAAAUUCUGUUUUGCGACCAUUGGAUUUAGAUUCGAUGAGUUCGUUGAAUUUUGGCUCGCCCUGGAUAGUGUACGGAAAAGAAACAAAUAGUUCCAGUUGUAAUGGUAUCGAAUGUAAUACUGUUGUGACGCCCAUUACAGUUGCUUUGUUUGCAGGACCCACUAAAAUGACAACAUCCUCCAGCAUUCAGCUUAUAAGAAACCAACAACAAGAACUGCAAAAUCAGCGCUGCCACUUCCGCAUAGAUGAUUGGAUAUCCUUCGUUGCAGACCACAAGGAGGCUCAAUUGAUUUUAAAAACCCGACAAAGUUUCUACAGUAUGUACGAAAAUUAUUUACAAUAUUGUGGUUGUUUAGAGAGUCACAAACGACCUCAUCAUAUUCUUACCUUGACACAAAACUCGAAAUUAUUCGAUUGCAUUGAAAAGAUCUUAACACAAGAGGAUAUUGCCAAUGGUUUUAAGCAACCAGAAAAAAUUGGCUUAAGACCCAAAGCAUUACCAAAUCAAUUUAUAAUGAAUCAUAGUGCCUAUACUUUAUUAACGAAAUCAUGUUAUAAAAUCACAAAUCAUCGUAAUAGUUUUGCAGCAAUAAGCAAACAAUUUUUUAUGAUCUAUAAUAACAAUGAAAUGAAUGACAAUAAUAAUAGUUAUUAUAAUAGUGAAUGGUAUCAUUUGCUGGCUGCCAUGUUAUCGCCAACAGCUCUAGAAAACAAAUUAACUUUUGUCAUCUCAUAUUCAUUGAAUCCGGAUUAUCUACAUGGCGUUGCUCUUGCGGAAUGGGAUAAAGGACUGUUAAAGUUGCAUUUCUGCUUUAAAUGUGACAUUGGUCUUAUCGAUAUUCUAAACCAAAUCAGCAAUAGCAGUUCCAUAUUUUUAGCUGUCUCUAGUCGCCGAGUCGCUAUACAACUUGAUAACAAAACAGGCGAGUUCCUGUUGAAUAUUUUUGCAGUACGUAACAAUUGGUUACACACAUAAUUAAUUAUAUUAAUAGGUAUUACAUAAAUAAACUUUAAGGAUAAACUUUUAUUAGAUUAAGCUAAAAAAACAA